Oppia nitens is the source of this 1798-nucleotide messenger RNA. RefSeq names its product zinc finger protein 410-like. The coding region runs from base 404 to 1783 and encodes 459 amino acids. Gene Ontology annotation, biological process: regulation of gene expression. Lineage: Eukaryota; Metazoa; Arthropoda; Arachnida; Sarcoptiformes; Oppiidae. The transcript is spliced from 4 exons. Gene Ontology annotation, cellular component: nucleus. The record is from RefSeq and is a predicted model, not a curated record.
CAUAUUCAUAUAUGAUAUGUAUGUUUGCUUUAUAUGAUAUCAUAAUAAUUAGUUGGAUAACUAUAUCAUUGUUUUUUAAGGAUAGUUAAGCUUUUUAAUUGUUGUGUCGGUCGGUAUCGGUAUCGGUGUCGGUGUGUGUGUGUGUGUGUGUACUAUACACACCCACCCCAUCCAUCCAUAUCCUUCUUAAAUAAAUCUUACACUUACAGACACUACCGAAACCUAACCAUCAUUAACAACACACGACUGGCCCCUAACCCUAACCAUCAUUAACAACGACUGUCCAUAACCUAACCAUCAACAACACGACUGACCCUAACCAUCAACUACUACAACAACACGACUGUCCCCUAACCAUCAUCAGCAGCAUCGACAUCAAGAUUACCCCCCACAAAAAAAAACGAUGGAUAUGUUAAAAAGUGAAGUCAAACUACUGUUGCUGAGAAACGGACAGUUAGAAGAUGAGAACCGUCACCUGAAACAGUCGGAGCUGCGUUUGAGACAACAGUUAUACCAUGAAAAACAAUUGACCAAGGUACUGGAUCAGGUUAAACUAGCACAAAACGAGUAUAUAUCCAAACUGAAUGGUCUGAUUAUUGAACUGACCAACGAUAAUACUACCGGUGCUGCUGGUAGUGGUGGUAGUGGUAGUGGUGGUACAGGUGCUGCUGCUGUUUCACCAGCAGCUAAUGGUACGAUAGCUACAGCCGGUGCUACCGAUAGUAGUGUUGGCCAACAGCUUAGCUAUCAUCAGCUGAAACUGGAUAUCAAUAACUGUGUUAAAGUGUGCAAACAAUUGCAAACAGAGUACGAGUCCUGUAAAAAGUCAAUCGCCAGGUCCUCGACAUCGGCAUCGGCAUCGGUAGCCAAUAAUAACAACUCAUCCUAUUCAUCAUCAAACAGACAUUUGAAGUCAUCCAAUGCGGCCAAUACCUCGUCAUCAUCGGCCGCAGCCGUAGCCGCUGGCCAUACACUGCUGGAUGUUAUCGAAACGGACGAUGCAUUUACCGAUCGGCUACUGGAAGACAUUGCCGACGAAGAUCUGCUUGAAGACGAUGACGACUACGACAAUGUCAACGAUAAUGACGAGGACGACGACGACGACGAUGAUGACGAUCAGCCGAUGCCCGAACUGGAUCUAAUUGACGACCAGUUUGAUGACAAUACGAUACUGUUUGGUAGCGGUUUAGAUAACCCGAACAACGGUUCCGGCGUCGGUGGUGGUGGUGGUGGUGGUGUCCAGUAUCUGGAUAUGACCGAUACUACCGAAUUUAUACCGAAACGGACACUGCCGAAAGGUGCCCGAAAAAGUUUCCCGAAUAAUAUCCAAACCAAUCUCCAGAGUCCACGCAAACGAAAAUCGGAUAAUAGAGGCUAUAAAACGUCCCAUAAGUUUGGCGACAAAUAUAAGUGCAAUUGGAAAGGCUGUGAAUUUAUAUCGAGUUAUAAGCAAAAUGUUGAACGACAUUAUAGAGUACACACUGGCGAACGUCCGUUUAAGUGCCAGUUCAAGGGCUGUACGUUUUCGGCCAGUCAGGCCGGCAAUCUGAAAGUACAUCAGCAACGACACGGCCACCAGACACCCAACGCCCACAAGAUUCGGAUCCGGUCGACACACAGUGCGGCCAUACCUAUCAAAAUGUCAUCGUUAGCAGUAGGAUCUUCAUCAUCAUCAUUGAUGUCAUCGCCGCCGCCUAAUGGCAAACAUCAUAAUCAUCAGUCACAGCAACAGUCGUCCUCAUCGUCGUCGUCGACUACGACGACGACAACGACUACUAAAUAAAUGAUAAUUCAAUUG